This is a messenger RNA of Corvus hawaiiensis (hawaiian crow), 1820 nucleotides long. RefSeq names its product omega-hydroxyceramide transacylase-like. Gene Ontology annotation, cellular component: cytoplasm; lipid droplet; membrane. Gene Ontology annotation, biological process: lipid homeostasis; triglyceride catabolic process. The record is from RefSeq and is a predicted model, not a curated record. Lineage: Eukaryota; Metazoa; Chordata; Aves; Passeriformes; Corvidae. Gene Ontology annotation, molecular function: triacylglycerol lipase activity. The coding region runs from base 628 to 1398 and encodes 256 amino acids. The transcript has 5 exons.
UGUGUGGAUGUGAUGUGGGUAAGGGCUACACACUUCUGUUUAUUUUGUGCCUAAAGAGAUGGAAUAGCUGGGAAUUUUGGAGUUGCAAAAGAUUUUUGUUUCAUUCUCCAUGGUUAAUUCCUCAGGGUUUUGCUUUAUUGGCUUCUUGAAGAGUGGAAAACAGAAAACAGAGCAGAUAUAGACAUUGCAUCUUAUUAACUUGAAUUAAUGGCAAGCAUAUCUAAGAAAAGAAGCAGAGGUGCUCUCCCUAAUAAGGGAUUGCUGGGAGAGUCCCAAAACAAAGAGGGGAAAGAAAACACAUGAGCAGGGCAUAGAGGAAACAGGAGGAAAUGUUAUACAAAGGCUUCCUGUUAAUUUUCUCUCCUAUGUCCAAAAGCUUUUAAGAUGUCUUGUGGAGAAAAUGGAGAGAAAUGGGAAAAGAAAGCAGAAUACUUCUACCUCCUGCAAUAUUGAAAGUGCCUGGAAAAUUUGGGUCCACUCAUGGGAGCUUCCACCCUAAUGAAAACAAUGGCUCUAUAUGAGCAUUUAGCAGCAGGAUAAAAUACCCCUUUGCCAGGUGGAAGUGCAGCUCAGAAAGUGCCUAAAUAACACAGAUUUGUACAUAAAGAACAAUGUAAGGGAUGUAGAAUGAUUGCUUUGCUUUGCUUUGCUUCAGAUGAGAUGAAGGAGUAUGUCCUUAGUGCUCUGAAAACCUCUCUCUGGGGUUUUAUCCCUGGAGGAAGGAUACUUAGAAUCUUAAGGGGUGCCUUACGCAAAUUCCUGCCUCCAAAUGCCCACGAGCUGGUGUCUGGGAAGCUGCACAUUGUCCUCACCCGCGUGCACGACUGGAGAACUGUGACAGUGUCCGAGUUUGCCUCGAAGGAGGAGCUGAUUCAGGCCGUGACGUGCAGCUGCUUCAUCCCGCUGUAUUUUGGGUUUUGCCCUCCAACGUACCGUGGGGUGCGCUACGUGGACGGCGAGGUGGCCAUGUGGACAGCCGACUUUGUGUCCCGCACCACCAUCACCAUCUCUGCCUUCGCCGGAGAAUACGACAUCUGCCCCAAGGACGGCCCAGCUGCCUUCUUGACCUUCCAGCUCGCUGACUCUAUCUUACAGAUCUCAAAAAUGAACAUCUGCCGCUUACAGCACAUUUUUCAGCUUCCCACACCUCAGGCCAUGGACCGCUUUUAUAUCCAGGGCUACCAGGACACGGUCUCCUUCCUGAAAAGACUGAGGGAUUUCCAGGUGAAUUACUUCGAGGGCUUCACGCUUUCCUUGGCCAAUGAAUCACGUCAGAAAGGUGAGGAGACCCCGCACCUGAAGCCACAACUGAGAGUUCUGCACUCCAGAGCCACAGAUCACGAGGAUGACACCAAAGAGAACCCAGGAAUCGGCCAGGCAGCCGAUGAAUAUGAAUAGGAAGGCCCACACCACCUUCUCCACCCCCAGGAAGGUAAAGAACCAGCACUUGCUUUACCCCAUCCGUUUCCAAGUGACACUUGCCCAGGGCUGUCAGUGCCCAAAGAGGCUCUGGGGCAGGUGAGAACAUCGGGAAUGGGAGAAAGUUCCCUCUCAGCUCAGGGCUUACGAGUGAGGCCUCACACUGAGCCCUCACCCUCGAUCUGGCUGAGGACUGAGGACUUCAUUUUGGCUGUGUCAGAAGGACUCCAUGGACAAGGAGCCCUUCCCAUGGAGAAGGCCACGUAUUUACUCACCUUGUGAGGUAAUAACCGGUUCUGCCCACGCAUCCCUUCAGCAGGGGUGUCUCAAGGGUUCAAGCUGCCUUUGCUGUGCCAGCCAAAUCCAAGCUUCUUAGGAACUCUGGCUGCAGCCACAGAAAG